This is a messenger RNA of Menidia menidia (Atlantic silverside), 2487 nucleotides long. Lineage: Eukaryota; Metazoa; Chordata; Actinopteri; Atheriniformes; Atherinopsidae. The record is from the annotation of a GenBank genome assembly.
AUGGAGAGAUUUUCGUCGGACGAUUUGUAUAGAAAUCCCCAUCGGCUUUCGCACUGUGGAAAGAUAAUCUUAUUUAACUGCAAACAGGAUUCAGACAAAAAUGAGGGCGGAAAAAGUGAGCUAAUUUUCCACAGCCUUUACUUCAAUCCAAGAGACAAUGUGUUCCUGAACGCAGCACACGGAGCGGCUGUCAUCAGCAGGAAAGUAUCAGUAUCAGUGGACAUUGUGAAAUGUAAAAGUACUAUCAAUGUUCAGAAGAGAGUAAGAAGUCCGUGUAUUUUGGUGACUAAGAACAGUGGGAAAGGCUUUCACUAUAGUCUUCUCACACUGAGCAGUUCGAAUCAGCUGGAGCCCUGCUUUGAGUUUAAACUCCCCUAUCAAAUGAAAGAUAAUGUGUACAUCUUCCAUGGUCCCAUUGUGCUGUGGACUCAUGAAGGCAGUGUGUUUUAUACAUCUCUGGAUGAUGGGGGUGUGAGAAAGAUACCCAUUCAUAUCAUGCACUGUAUUUUUGGAGAACUUCCACUCCUCACAGGACAGAUAUUUGUUCUCGGACUGCAACGCCCCAACAGCCAAUCCUGCUCUCCAACUCUUGGUUAUUUCCUCGGGGAUGGAAAAGUGUUUGAUGGCUCUUUGAUUUUACCCCAUCCCUAUAUCAGCAUCACACAGUGCAUCCUGGUGCUCGAGGCUAACGUGGUAGAUGACGUGCUGACAUGUGCUUCAGUUGCAGCAACUUCAAAUCAGCAACUUGUGUAUUUGGAGAAUGGGACUGUAAAAGACAUAUGCCAGCUGCCCUUUGAGCACGCUGAUCACAUUCAGGCAGUUAACGCCGGAAGGAACGGCCACCUGUUUGUCAUAUCCUUCCACCAGGGGAACGUUUGUGCUGUGUGGCAGGAAACUUUUCAGAUAGCCUCCUGCUGGUCUGGCGUCACCUCUGUCCACGUGGAUGACUUCUUGGGAUGUGGAACGGAUCAGAUACUCCUGUUUUUUAAUGAGAAAGAAUUCCUCAUCACUGACCUCUGUGGUAUUUCUUAUUCUCGUGGUCAAGACUCUGAAGCACCAAAGACAACCGAUUCUCAACCAGAAAGUUACCUCCUCACUCUUCAAGCUUUAGAAUCUAGAUUACAGAGUGGAUUAGUCGCCCUUCAGGAGCUUCACAAGGAAGUGAGAGUGAAGGACAGAGUUGUACAGCAGUCGGUCCAAGUCCUCUGCGAUGUGGCCUCAAAAAAAGAAACAGUUCUCAGCCGGCACGAGGAGGAAGAUCUCGUUGCUCUGUGGGACUCUGAUGAUGAGUCAGUGGAAAAGGCCAUGGAUGACAAAAUGCAAGACACGCCAGCAGUGCCUUCAAACCCUCAAAUUGACAAGCUCUGGCAUCGUGUCACUGGGGACAGGAUGGUUGUGGGAGUGAUACUAACGACUGACACUGCUGUACCACUGACCGGUGUGAGCUUAUCCCUCCUGACAGAGAUGGGUCAGAGCUCAAUGCCCGCAGUAAUCCAGACCCAGAGCCAAGCGCUCCGGCUCCCCGCUCCUGGCCCCUCAACGCCAUCUUCCUCCUCCUCUUCCUCUACGUUCUCAGAGCCCACAGCCAAAAGAAGCAAGCCGCAGAGCUCCAGCGGCAGUGAUCUGAAUGCGGGCAGACUGGCUGUGACUGCGGUGACCGAGCUGGCACCGCUGCUGAACUCCAGCUGUGUCAAGUGCCGUGUCCUGCUCCAUUACCAGCAGAAAACAGAUGCCUUUUCCUUCAUGAGCCGCCCGCCACCGGUGGCCCUGCACUGUGGCACGGUUUCUGUGGACAUUCAGAAUGUUUUCCAACCCCAGUUACUGAAAAACCCGCAACUCAAGACAGAUGAGGUUAGAGAGGACUUGCUGAGUCUGUUGGCAGUGCUGGAUCGUUGGAUUUUCCAUAUUGAUUCCCCCGAUUACAGUUUGGGGGAUGUAGGUGGCUGGAUUCAGAAGAGAGAAGGUUGUAAAAAGAUAGAAGUGAGCCCUCAGCAUCUACUGUUAGAUUCUUCAUGUCCAUCUACACCUGUGCUCCUGCACUGGCAUCAGAUAACUCCUUUCCAGGGGGAACUAACUGUUCACUCCAGCCAGUUGCAGAUGCUCCAGUUCUUGGACUCGCUGCUGGUGUUCCUCCCUCCAUCCUGCUGCAUCCAGCCUGUCAAAGGCACUCCGAGGUGUCAGAGCACUGCUCAAGGAUUCGCUUUGGCUCUGGAGAAAGAGGUGACGUCACUCGGACGACGCCUGUCGUCGCUCCUGUUUGACGAAAAUGAAGACGGGGCAAAUGAGGAAAGCCCCGAGCCAGGUUCUGAGGAGGGGCUGCACAGGUGUAGAGAACUGGGGCAGAGGGACCGCGAGAGGAGCAGGAUGAGGUUGAGCCCCCUGGUGGAUGUGGGGAGGUAUCGUAAGCUGCUCCGGAGCAUGUGUGAAGUCCAGAUGGAUGGGGAUUUAGCAGCUCUCCUCGACACCCAGAGGACUUUGCUCAGUUAA